Messenger RNA from Trypanosoma cruzi, 1344 nucleotides. RefSeq lists its product as uncharacterized. The coding region runs from base 1 to 1344 and encodes 447 amino acids. Lineage: Eukaryota; Euglenozoa; Kinetoplastea; Trypanosomatida; Trypanosomatidae. The record is from RefSeq and is a predicted model, not a curated record. The transcript has a single exon.
AUGUUCAACUCCACUGGCAACAGUUCUCUCUCUUUGCAGCGCACUACCGCCGCCAGUGAUACCGAUGCGAGAUUCAUCGUUUUAAUAGUGAGGGAUUUGGCAACGUACUUGUGCCGCUCAGGCGAGACUCACCCUUUCUUUGAGGACGGCCCGAUACCUGCAGAAGUGUUGGGGUAUACCCCCGCAUCGUCCUCAUCAUUGCCUGAAACAGUUGCUUCAUCCAAGCAGAAGGCGGCGCUGCAGCUUGUCUCCAGGCUUCGAGAUCAUGUGUUGAACCGGAAUAUAGUCGUUAUUUUCCCUAUACAGACCUCCUCCGAAUACCGAGAAAGGCUUUUGAUGUUUCUGUUUGAGAAACUGGGGGUGCGAACAAUCAUAGCGCUGUCAGACGUCGUGGCGGACACGUUUGCGGUGGGACUGCGGGACUCACUUGUCUUUCACGCGUCUCUCAGGGCGCUUUCUGUCAGUCGCGUGGAGUCCGGCGUCUCGGUGAAGUAUGCGGCGUCUGCUUCUGGGUCACUGCUUCACCUUUUGAAGCCCCACACGACGGGGACUGGGGAAUUAUGUGGUGAGGAGAACUUUGCAAAAAAGAAUGCGGGUGCUUUUGACGAUACAAAGGAGGGAGACAAUUGGAAGGAAGACGGAGCUUCCGCAGAAAAGGGAGAUGGGAAUGACGUAUCAUCUCUUCUGCCGCGUCUGUCGGUAAAUGGCUCUUCUUUCUUUGCGGCGGCUGUGAAUUUAUUGGAUGAGACGUAUCGCAAAGCGCUUGUCGCGUUCUUUGGAGGGGAGGUGUACCAACGCGUCGUGUCACUGCAUGAACAUGGGGGAGUGGGGACGAAGCGCAGGCGUAACGGCAGCCAGGAGGAUGUGCAGUCAACUGACAAAAGAGCGAACGGCUAUCCUCAGGACGAAGGCGGGGGUGCAUUGCGGCGUCUCAUUGCUGCCGUCGCGGGUGAUACGUCUUUGCCUGUGAUUGUGACGGGAGAAGCGCUACGCGUUGCGCCACUACUUCGCAAAUUCCUUGAGGAGGCUGUGCGUGAGUGCAGCGGCAAAACCGCAGCAACGGGCACCUCAUCUUCAUCGUCAUCUUUUUCAUCGGAAUCCCUUGAAACAUUUUCAUCUUCUACGACUAACGGGAGUAAUUCUUCUGAAUCUUCUUCUUUUGAGGCUGGCGUUUCUUUCCAACUUCAACCUUUGCCGCUGGAGGACUCUCCAUGGAUGUUAUCCCUCUUGGGCGGUUCAUUGGUCUCACAGCUGUCUUUGGCGGAGCUUAGUAAACUGCGUAUCUCACGAGAUGAUGCACUUUCGUCUAAAGGCAGCAUCAUUCAUUGGCGUUCGGUGCUGUGA